This is a messenger RNA of Miscanthus lutarioriparius, 1341 nucleotides long. NCBI's taxonomy places the organism in Eukaryota, Viridiplantae, Streptophyta, Magnoliopsida, Poales, Poaceae. The record is from the annotation of a GenBank genome assembly.
AUGGUCGCCGCCUCAUCCUCCACCGCGCCGCAGGUGGCCAAGAUGCCUGCUGCACCGACCUCGUCCACCUCCGAGCCGCUCCCAUCAGUCACGCCCACGCGCCCUCGCCUCCGCUGCUGCAUCGUCCGCGAGGUGAGCUCACGCUACCUCUCCACGCCGCUCCCGGCCCCGUCCCCUCGCCUCUCGACCUCCUCAUUCCACUCUGCCACGCCGCUCUCGGCCCCGUCCCCUCGCCUCUCGACCUCCUCGUUCCACUCCGCCACGCCGCUCCCAGCCCCGUCCCCUCACCUCUCGACCUCCUCGUCCCACUCCUCCACGCCGUCCACGCGGGCGGCGCACAACCACUGCAUGCCCGCCGCCUCCACCACCGCUGCCUCUGGCCUUGCCGACGAAAACCGCCCGCCGCCGCCUACGCCAGGCUCGCGCAAGCGCGGCGCAGCGUGGGAUCUGUUCGAGGAAAUGCACUGCCCGCGCCUAAACCCGCUCGCUCCUCUCGCCGUCGCUGGUGUCCCCGGCGCCACCGCCACUCCCAGGCCCGGCCCAAGGCGAAUCCUCGACCCGUUGUCUAGAGCCUCUCCUAACAUCACCACGGCGGCGCGCCAACACCGUAGGGGCUGUGCGCGACCAUCAACACCAGCGCGCACCAGCUUCAGCUUCUAUAGCGCUUCGCCUGAGACCUCGGCUGCAGCCAUUGACUCCUGGGCUGCAGCUCCCUGCCCUCGACCUGUCCCGUUCUCUGAGCUAAGGACAUUACCACCAGGGACAACAGAGGGGCCCGGCCGACCACCAAACCCAUUCUGCUUUCAGGCCCUAGCCUCGGCGCUGCCAGAUCGCUGCCGAGCAAAAAUACCAGCAGCUGUGGUGAAGCCCGCGCCGCCGCCGCCUACACGGAAGGUGGUAGUGGUUAAGAAGGGAGCAGCGGUGAUGGGAGGCAGCAAGUCUGCGGGGAAGCAGGAGGAUGUGCAAAAGCUGCGGAUUCUAGACAAUUGCUACAUGCAGUAUAGAUUUUUGAAUGCCCAGGCAGAGGCUGUGGCGAUAACCAAGAAAGCUGUUGCUGAGGAAUCACUAUAUGGGCUCUGGGAGAGGAUUGCUGAUCUGCAGAAAUCUGUUGCACAAAAAAAGGCUGAAUUGGAGUGUCUAAAGAGGAUGGAGAAGGUGGACUUUGUUGUUGAUGCUCAGGUGCCUUCUUUGGAACAGUGGUGUGAACUUGAGAGAGAACAUAUAAGUUGCCUUGCAUCAGGAACAGUUGCCCUCCGUGAUGCUGCAUCACGUGUACCAAUCCGAGGGAACAUUAAGACCAACAUUGGAGGAGUCAAAUUAGCUUUUAACUCCCUGUGCUGA